UGGAUUUGUUGGGCAAAUCCUCCAACUUCGUCCUGUCAGUCAUUACUAUUCUCACGUAAGAAAAUUAAAUCUCUCGCAGCAAGCUUUAAAGUGAUAUAGAUUGUACGGGCAGUGAAGAGAGUGACUCUUAAAGCGACAGUAGCCCCUUCUUUCUGAUCGAAAAAUUAUCCAAUCUCUAACUGGAUGAUCCAAACUGUGAGUUUUGUGACCCACUGAACCACUUUUAAAUGGGUGGUAGAAAUGGUGUGGACAGCGACUCUCAGUAACCUGGUGUUAGGAGUCUAUGGAAUCACUCUCAUCACAGGUCUUCCUGGCAACAUCUUGGCUUUUUACGCCUUCUGCCAGAAGAUUCGCCACGGAUCCACCCCUACAGUUAUCCUCCUCAGUUUAACUAUUUCAGACUUGAUCUUCCUUUGCUUUCUGCCAUUUCUCAUGGUAGAGGCGGCAAACAUGAAGUGGACGCUGCCGUACUUCCUCUGUCCGUUGACGGGUUUUAUCUACUACUCCACCAUCUACAACAGCACCCUUCAUCUGACGGCCAUCAGCGUCGAGCGCUACCUGGGUGUGGCCUUCCCCAUAAAAUACAAGUUAAAAAGCAAUCCCAGAAUUGCAGUGGUAGCCGUCAUUUUAUUCUGGUUGAUUUCCUUUGUGCAGUGCAGUAUUAUCUAUAUCACAUACUACAGCUAUACUCCAAACCAGAACUUCACCAACCCAUCUGAUAGGAACAGCUGCCAAGAGGAAUUCAGCGACAUACAGCUGAAGAUUUCUGUGCCGUAUCGUCUGGAGAUUUUUGUUGUGCUUCUCUGUGCACCGUUUCUCAUCUGCUGCUUCUGCUACAUCAAGUUUAUCCACAUCCUCUCCAAUCAACCAGAUAUGAAUGCCAAUAUAAGAAAGAGAGCCAUCGGGAUGGCUGUGGUAACACUGUUGUUUUUUAUUAUCUGCUUUAUACCCUUCAACAUAUUUCUUGUUGAUGGAUAUGAUGGCAGCGACAGCACAGAAUGGAGGCUGUGUACUCUGGUCCUCUGUACACUAAACGUGUGUCUUGAUCCUUUUAUAUUCUACCUUUGUUCUUCAGCAUUCAGAGAAACUUUCAAGAGCACCUUGCGAGAACUGACCAGCCGCAUGGCCAUGCUUUCCUGCCACUCAGCUUCUUCUGUCUGUUGUUUUAAGGUGGGACAACAGAGGAGAGAACAGGGAGAUCACAUCCCAGUGACAUAAUAAUAUUACAUUUGUGGUGGUGGUGUAUAUGUUUCUUAUGUUCAUUUGAUAGUUUACCGUCAUCAAUAGAUGUAAAUCAAAGCCAAUUUUAAAAAACUCUGCAGCGCCGAUGUGACUGAAGUUACAUUCUUAGUAGAUGGACCAAAGAGAUGCUUAAAGGGAUAGUU
Molecule: messenger RNA, 1385 nt
Organism: Paramisgurnus dabryanus
Lineage: Eukaryota; Metazoa; Chordata; Actinopteri; Cypriniformes; Cobitidae
Product: free fatty acid receptor 2-like
Biological process (GO): G protein-coupled receptor signaling pathway; cellular response to fatty acid
Cellular component (GO): plasma membrane
Molecular function (GO): G protein-coupled receptor activity
Source: RefSeq, a predicted model, not a curated record